AGGGUGGACGAGGCUGACUGAAGAACUUAAUCGUCACUAGAGAGGUGAUGCUCUCACACUCGUUGAGGUGAAUGACAACUAAGAGGAUGAAACGCUGGGCACAGAGCGGCGGAAAGCUCAUUUCAGAGAGACUCAAGUAGGCUGCACCAAACUUCACCUUACCCGCUGAGUAAACGCUCUGUGGGUUUGAAGUUUACGGAACCUUCAGCACCGAGUGCCGCACACACAUUACUGCAUUACAGCACAUCACAUCUGGAGCUGCGAGCAGGUCUGACCUGGACUACAUAACACUCACUGUUUACGCCUGGCUAAAUAAAACCACGAGGAAAGAAUCCUGUGCCCUCCCACAUGGAAGAGGAUAAGCCGCCUAACGUUAGCUGCUGGGUUGUUGCCGAGCCAGCUACCUUUUUAUAGUAGGCGAACGCGCGCUGCUAGCGAGCUGCUAACAGUUGGGACAUUGCGUUUCUCUGGCUGCUAAACACCGACGCCGACCUCCCUCAGGAUGUGCAGGAGCUAGCUUAGUUGGAAAUGUGCCAAACGAAUGGACAUGCCUCACAAAUAGUCCUCUAGAAAAGCCCCUUUUACAGUACAGGUUUGAGGGAUGAACGCAGCUCCAGCUCUCUGACGCCCCUGAGCUAGGGCCUGCUUGGUGGAUUCCACCUGACCCAGCGGUACAUUCGCUUCACUCCAUACCCAACAUGCUGAUCAAAGAGUACCGCAUCCCCAUGCCAAUGAGCGUGGAGGAGUACCGCAUCGCCCAGCUCUACAUGAUCCAGAAAAAGAGCCGUGAGGAGAGUGAGGGUGAGGGCAGCGGCGUGGAGAUCCUGGAGAACCGGCCCUAUACGGACGGGCCCGGUGGCUCGGGCCAGUACACACACAAAGUUUAUCACAUCGGCCAGCACAUCCCCAGCUGGUUCCGCUCCAUCCUGCCCAAAGCAGCUCUGCGGGUGGAGGAAGAGUCCUGGAAUGCCUAUCCUUACACUCGCACACGCUACACCUGUCCUUUUGUGGAGAAGUUCUCAAUUGACAUCGAGACGUAUUACAAGCCCGACACAGGGACCCAGAAUGACGUCUUUAAUUUGUCCUCAGCAGAGAAGAGGCAGAGAGAUAUUGACCCUAUAGACAUUGUGAAAGAUUUCAUGGCCCCUCAUGAGUACCUGGCUGAGGAGGACCCUAAGCUGUACAAGUCAAUGAAGACCCAGCGGGGACCCUUAUCAGACGACUGGAUUGAGGAGAUCAACACCAGCCCUGGGAAGAUGCCCGUCAUGUGCGCCUAUAAGCUGUGCAAAGUGGAGUUCCGUUACUGGGGGAUGCAGUCCAAGAUCGAGCGCUUCAUUCAUGAUGUGGGUCUAAGGAAAGUGAUGGUACGUGCGCACCGGCAGGCCUGGUGCUGGCAGGAUGAGUGGUACGGCCUGACUAUGGAGGACAUCCGGCAGCUGGAGCUGGAGACCCAGCUGGCUCUGGCUAAGAAGAUGGCUCAGUUCAGCUGCAACGAGGAGGGCGGCGAAAGCAACGGUGUUGCUGCUAGUCCGGAUAAAGAGCAGGAUGCCAAGGAGGCCAUCAGUGCCAUGGAGACGGAGGGUCCGGCCCGGAGCCUGGGAGACACCCUGCAGACUCGAGGGGAACUGACCAAGCAGUGGUCCACCUCCUCCAGAUCUUCCAGGUCUUCAAAAAGAGGAGGAAGCCCCUCACGCCACAGUAUUUCCGAAUGGCGCAUGCAGAGCAUCGCCCGCGACUCGGACGACAGCACAGACGAUGAGUUCUUCGACGCUCAUGAGGACCUCUCUGACAGUGAGGAGAUAUUUUCCAAGGAGAUCACCAAAUGGAGCUCAAAUGACCUGAUGGACAAAAUUGAGACGGCGGAGGCGGAUGAGUCUCAGAGUGACUUGUACCAUGAAUCUGGGGUUGAGUAUUCUGAGACUGGCAAUGUGGAACGACUUAAUGAGGACUGCUCCGCUCAACAGGGCCUGCAGGCCUCCAAGAUCCAUGUGCUGCUCCUGGUCCUGCACGGAGGGAACAUCCUGGACACGGGGGGAGGUGACCAGAGCAGUAAGCAGGGUGAUGUGAACACCAUCACCUCGGCAUUUGAGACAGUGAUGCGUGUCCACUACCCAGCAGCGCUGGGCCACAUCGCCAUCCGUCUGGUGCCGUGCCCCGCUGUGUGUGUGGAGGCGUUCUCCCUCGUGUCAAAUUUGAGUCCAUACAGCUAUGAUGCGGGCUGCCUCUCUAAUAGCCAGGACCACAUCCCUCUGGCUGCACUGCCCCUGUUGGCUACGUCUGCUCCCCAGUACCAGGAUGCUGUGGCAGCAGUGAUAGUGCGAGCCAAUCAGGUCUAUGGAGAUUUCAUCAAAUCGUUGGAAGGGGCCACAUUCUCUGGCCAGGUGUGUCUAAUAGGGGACUGUGUUGGAGGAAUCCUGGGGUUUGAUGCCCUCUGCAGCAGCAACGUCACUGUCUCAGAGAGCCAGAACAGCAGCAGGAGGGGGAGUAUAGUCAGUGUACAGGACAAUGACCUGCUUUCACCAGGCAUCAUCAUCAACAGCAGCCACUGCUCAGCCUCGGGGUCGGGCCUGUCUCUGGAAAGCAGCCGUCACCUAAGCCGCAGCAACAUCGACAUUCCACGCUCCAGCGGCGCUGAUGACCCCAAGAAGCAGCUUCCACGCAAGCGCAGCGACUCCUCCACCUACGAGCUGGACACCAUCAAGCAGCAUCAGGCCUUUCUGUCCAGUUUGCACUCCAGUGUACUGAGGAAUGAUCCUGGCUCUCGGAGGUCCAGUAACAGCACUAUGCUGGAAGGUGGUGGUGCUUUGGGCAAGUUUGAUUUUGAGGUGUCCGAUUUCUUCCUAUUCGGCUCUCCGCUUGGCCUGGUCCUGGCUCUGAGGAAAACUGUGGUUCCUUCUCUAGAUGUGGCUCACCUUCGUCCAGCCUGCCAGCAGGUGUAUAACCUGUUCCACCCUGCAGACCCAUCAGCCUCACGUCUGGAGCCCCUUUUGGAGAAAAAGUUCCACCUGCUGGCCCCCUUCAGUGUGCCCCGCUACCAGCGUUUCCCUUUGGGAGACGGACACUCAGCACUGCUGGUGGAGACCCUCCAGAGCAACCCUCACCUCUUGCUGGAGUGUGGAGGCAGCGCACCCCGCUGCCAUGAUGGCCUGGGCGAGACAUCCAUCCCCGUGCCCGUGCUCAACUGGCAGGCCGCGCCAGCCACACCUGAGUCGGACGUAAUCCACUCUCAUGGGGGGAUGUUCGUAGAGAACUCAUACCCUUCGUCUCCUGCCUCAGCCCCUGCAAACCGUGGACCCCGAAGAGCCAGUGAGGUCAGCAUCGCCAGCCAGGUCUCAGGACUGGCAGACAGCUACACUGCCUCCAACAUUGCCAACACACAAGCAUGCCAUCUUAAUCAGUCCAAAAAGCUUAGCCUUUUGUCCCAACUGGCUCUCCCUUAUAACAAAAUGUCCUCAAGAAGCCCAUCCCCGAAAGUCCGCCACAGGUUGCUCAAUAUCAGAGCGGCAGGGUCAGAGGACACAUGCUGCUCGGAUGACCUCGAGCGCAGCAGCAGCCCUUUGGGGUUUGAACCUGCCCCUCCCCUCAGCUCCAGCCCUCCGUCACUGAGCAUGCAGCUGGACAUAGAGCAAGUUGCUGCUCGUUGGUGGGGCACCAAGCGCAUUGACUUUGCCCUGUACUGCCCAGACGCCUUGACUGCCUUUCCCACUGUCGCUCUACCUCACCUAUUUCACGCAUCCUACUGGGAGUCCACUGACGUUGUGUCUUUUUUGCUCAGACAGGUAAUGAGGCAUGAGAAUUCUAGUAUUUUGGAGCUGGAUGGGAAGGAGGUGUCAGAGUUCACACCCUCUAAACCACGGGAGAAGUGGCUGAGGAAGAGAACACACGUUAAGAUCAGGAACGUCACAGCCAACCAUCGUGUGAACGAUGCGGUCUUCACUGAGGAUGGCAUGCAGAUGGUCACUGGCCGCUUCAUGUAUGGCCCACUGGAUAUGGUCACUCUAACAGGAGAAAAGGUCGAUAUCCAUAUAAUGACCCAGCCCCCUUCAGGCGAAUGGGUGUACUUCGACACAGAGCUGACCAAUAGCAGUGGCCGUGUCUCCUAUGUGAUCCCAGAGAGCAAGCGCCUGGGGAUCGGGGUGUACCCUGUCAAAAUGGUGGUCAGAGGUGACCACACAUCAGCAGACAGCUACCUGACCGUGCUGCCACGUGGGACAGAGUUUGUUGUGUUCAGCAUCGAUGGCUCAUUUGCUGCUAGCGUGUCCAUCAUGGGCAGUGACCCUAAAGUGAGAGCAGGAGCAGUGGAUGUGGUCAGGCACUGGCAGGAUUUAGGCUACCUGAUCGUGUAUGUGACAGGCCGUCCAGACAUGCAGAAGCAGCGAGUGGUGGCCUGGCUCUCCCAACACAACUUUCCCCACGGUAUUGUCUCCUUCUGUGAUGGCCUGGUGCACGACCCUCUCCGACACAAAGCCAACUUCCUCAAAUCCCUCAUCUGUGAGGCGCAUAUGAAAAUAUUUGCUGCAUAUGGCUCCACAAAGGACAUUUCUGUGUACACUUCACUUGGCCUGCCUCCGUCUCAGAUCUACAUUGUUGGUAGACCAACAAAGAAAAUGCAGCACCAGUGUCAGUUUAUCUCUGACGGUUAUGCGUCUCACCUGUCCCAGCUGGAGUACAGUCAGCGCUCACGACCUGCCAAGGCGGGCAGCACCCGCAUGGUGCUGCGUAAGGGCAGCUUUGGCCUUGGUGGUGGCGGCGAUUUUCUGCGCAAGCGCAACCACCUGCUGCGCACCAUCUCCUCCCAGCCAGCCCCCUCUGCUUCAGCCACGCCCUCUGCCCAGACAGGUCGGCCCGAGAGAGCACAAAGCCAAUCAGAGUUUGACCGGGAUCGAGCAGAGCGUGCCCAGAGGAGCAUGAGCAUCGCAGCUGGCUGCUGGGGGCGAUCUGGGAGGCUGGAGGGAGGCGCACUGAGCCCCAAGUAGCCCUCCUUGACCUGGGUUAAGCACCAACUGGAGCUUAGACUGGACCUCUGCAGACCCUUGAACAGAAGGUGGGGAAUCAGGGUUGGGUAGGUUCGGAGGGAAGGGUGGAUUGAGAAAAAGAAAAAAGGGCAAGCCAUGUGAAAUGGGCUAAAAUGGGGACUCCGUAAGGAAUGGAACAGCUUUUUCUUAUGUAGCAUGAGUGGCACUGGGGAGGAGGUUUUGUUUCAUUGGCAUCUCACAAAACAAGAAAUAUCAUGCCUUAAAGCAUCGCUCUGGGUCAUGGAACGCCAGCCCUUGCCUCUCCAUUUGAUUGAAUGUACUGUUUGCACCUACGCUGGAUGGGGUAAAUGGAGUAUGGACUCUUUCACAAUGAAUCCAUUCUUCAGGAAUGUUGCAAAGUUCUCCCAGCUUGGAGUCUACCAACAUUUUCCAUCUGUAAAUAUGUGCCUCCCUCUCACGUGCUCAGGGCAGCCAUGGACAGAUGAGCCAGCCAUGGUCAAUCCCAGAAGCCACUUCUAUUAGCCACACUCUCCCCUCUUUGCCAAUUUGUCCUUCUUUCUCUCUCUCUCUGUCCUCUCUCUUUACAGAGCUAUCCCUUCCUGGAGGUUCUUGUCAAAAGCCCUGCAGCGUUUGGCAAUAAGGACUGAAGUUGAAACCCCACCAUGUUGUAACUUGUGUUUAGCAUGGCCUACAGGUCAUCAGAGGCCUUAACUUCUCAACAAUGUAUUACCACACAAGCAUUAAAGAGAUACAGAGUGAGCACUGCUCUCGGGCUAAAACCAAGGACACUGGCUUUUUUGUGACUCUCAAUAUGUACUUGGCAACAAUCCCUUUAUCUGGCCAUCUGCUUGCAAUACCUCUUGGACACCACUAGGGGGUGGUCACCACUCCUGUAAACUCUUCAGGCAUGUUUGUGCUGGCUUUCCCAUCUCCCUGGUGCAGCAUGCCGUUACACAGCCAAGUAAAGAUCCUUCUGAGCCUCCACACCGCUUUCCUCGGAAUUCUUAUACUUCUUCCCCUGGUCUGAUGCUUUUCUCAUUCUUCAGUCACGGCCCUUCGGUCAAACAGAUCCAAGAUGAUAAGCAAAGCCGUAUAAAGAGCUGCCUGUGGACAUCGAGACAAGGCCGAGACAACAAACACAGGACAAAUCUCUUUUUUUCCCAGCCAGUGAAAGACAGUGGUUAAUUGUCUCUCGCCAAUUUCCGCACCUCUACUGCUUUUAUUCACGGGGAAAUCAUGGAGUACAACUGGCGACACUUGAUCCAAACCAAUGGCCAAAACCAUUUCUUUUUCUGAAGCUGUAGUUACUCAACUGUACAACCUCAUUGUUAUUUUUUGCACUAGUCAGUAGUGGAGAACCUUGUUACCAUCUCAUGUUGCUACAUAUUGUUAUCUUGUAGUGCAUGAUACUUAAUCAUUUAUGGCAGGGUUUAAGUGCGUGUGCACAUGUUAGUAUAUAUCUCCAAUGUCAGGAUUAAACAUGUCAAAAAUGUGCCAAAAAUAGGCAGAUCAUAGGAACUGAAAAAAGGCAUAGGCUGUAUCCAAUGUUUCCUUUGUAUUGUACUACUGAGUAUUUGAGCUGA
Colossoma macropomum (tambaqui) is the source of this 6559-nucleotide messenger RNA. Its product is annotated as membrane-associated phosphatidylinositol transfer protein 2-like. Gene Ontology annotation, molecular function: metal ion binding; phosphatidylinositol binding; phosphatidylinositol transfer activity. The transcript has 26 exons. Gene Ontology annotation, biological process: phospholipid transport. The record is from RefSeq and is a predicted model, not a curated record. Bases 699 to 4976 code for a protein of 1425 amino acids. Gene Ontology annotation, cellular component: cytoplasm. NCBI's taxonomy places the organism in Eukaryota, Metazoa, Chordata, Actinopteri, Characiformes, Serrasalmidae.